AUGAGUCAAAAUUCUCGGAAACUUGAUUAUACCAAGCGUGUAAGGGAGAUUGUGCCGAAAUAUAAACAUAACGAAUAUUAUUUGGGUUCGCCGAGAUUCUGGGAAGAGGAGAGUAAGGUGGUGGAUCAAUCAUCUGCUGACGUAGAGGGCAAGGGUAACACGUUUCACUUAACAAUUGUCGGUGACCCCAUUCUCGGAUCCUCCAAUGCACAUUCCACGUCCAAAGACACGGGGGCCCCUCCACUGCAAGAAGAAAUACUUGCCAUCCUUCGGGAUGUAAAGGCCCAAAAACAACAUUUCUUCACGGCAAUGGAGGGGAAAAUAAAUGCCCUGCAGGAACAAACCAAUGACAAACUGUCGGCGCUGGAAGAGACUGUUAAACAGUUGACAACAGCGCCGGCCAGGAUGACGUCAUGGGAUGCAGAAUGCCCCCUCCCGUCACCCAUCCGGACCAUGGACGAUUUGGACUCCUUCGAGGAAAACCUCAAGGACAAGGACUAUCGCCAGCAGGCGGUUGCCUUCCUACGUACCCUCGGCGGUGCUAAAGUCCUUGAUUUUGUGAAAAGGAUUUUCGAACCCCUUUACAGCAACCACCUGUUGUCUCAAUUUAACACGACUGGGACGCAUAAUCGACGCAACUUCAGACAGACGCGGUCAUUCGCACUGCUGGAAGAAGUGUUCGUGACGUGGACUGUGCAGCAUCAUGCCCAUACUGAGGACCUCCUUAGGGCCGUUCGGACACACCUCAAGUCCGCACAGGCUAGGGAGUUAAAGCUGUCCAAAAUGUCCAAUGGAAACCCUUUUUAA
Messenger RNA from Dibothriocephalus latus, 807 nucleotides. NCBI's taxonomy places the organism in Eukaryota, Metazoa, Platyhelminthes, Cestoda, Diphyllobothriidea, Diphyllobothriidae. The record is from the annotation of a GenBank genome assembly.